AUGGAUUCCGAUUCAUUCUUCCUGCACUUGUUCUCCGUGGCCAUAGUCCCGGCGGCUGUGGUGGUGGUGAUGAUAACAAGUUGCUUCAUCACGUUCAUCGUCUUAGGAGGCAUAUGCAUGAUUGGUUAUAGGAUCAUCAUCAUCUUUUCCCACGUGCGAGAAUUUGUGCGUCGGCGCGGGAUGGUGGCCGCUGGCGGCAACAACGACGACGACUACGAACUCAUUGACACCCGACUGGCGUUCGGCGAUCAACAACUCGAUCGAAAAUACUUAGGAGCAGCACCAACAGUACUUGCACCAGCAGCACCAACCGCACCAGCAGGAGGAGAAUGA
Molecule: messenger RNA, 333 nt
Organism: Neurospora crassa OR74A
Lineage: Eukaryota; Fungi; Ascomycota; Sordariomycetes; Sordariales; Sordariaceae
Exons: 1
Coding region: 1-333 (110 amino acids)
Source: RefSeq, a predicted model, not a curated record